Molecule: messenger RNA, 1646 nt
Organism: Glycine soja
Lineage: Eukaryota; Viridiplantae; Streptophyta; Magnoliopsida; Fabales; Fabaceae
Product: L-type lectin-domain containing receptor kinase VIII.2-like
Exons: 1
Coding region: 264-1340 (358 amino acids)
Molecular function (GO): carbohydrate binding
Source: RefSeq, a predicted model, not a curated record
UUUAUCCAAUUAUCACAAUAAAAAUCAUUAUUAGACUAGAAAGGGUAUUCUUUAAGACAAAAAUAGCCAUUAAUCUCAUUGACUCAACAAAUUCUAAUUAGUAAUUACUCUCUCUUUUUUACUCUUUUAAGUACACAAUUUUUCUUAUACUAAAAACGAGGUUGAUUGAGCGGUGGAGGUAACAGUAGUAGGAUGAAUCAAACAGCGGAAGAAAAGAAAACGCAAAGGUUGUUGUGAGCGGUUUCACGCCAAAAACAGAAACAAUGCGCGGAAGAAUGAGGAUUGAAGAACAAAGAGACAGAGACAGGGACAAAGAAAGAGGCAUUGUUGUUCUUCAAUCCAAAAAACAUAGCGGCAUGGUUGCAUUCUCCUUUUUCAUCCUCUGUUCCUUAAUCCUCCUCGUACAACCUUCUUCUUCUUCGACCCAACAACCCCCCAAUUUAGACCCCGAUAACAUCUACCUCCUCGGCGACGCCCACGUUGUCUCCGCCGCCGCCGACAACGGCGACUCCCACGUGCGCCUCACGCGCCCCACCCCUUCCUCCUCCGGCAUCCUCCGCCGCCGCGAGCCCCUCGCUUUCUCCGACCCCACAUCCCUCUCCACGGAGUUCUCCUUCUCCGUCUCCGGCCACGGCCACGGCCUCCUCCUCGUCCUCGCCGCCGCCGGCAACGUCUCGAACUACGUCGGCGUGGAGUUCGACACGUCCAAGGACGACAACGCCGGAGACCCGAAUGCGAACCACGUCAGCAUCGAUGUCGGAAGCCACGUGUCGGUGGCCAUCGCAAAUGUUUCAGAUUUGAAUUUGGUUCUCAACAACGGUGAAAAGUUGCAAGCUUGGGUUGAUUACGAAGCCAGUUCUAAGGUUUUGGAAGUUAGGUUAAGCAAAUGGGGUGAACAAAAGCCUUCUGAUCCCAUUGUUUCUCAUGACAUCGAUUUUUCCAAGAUUUGGGGUAAGAAUCCUGUGAUUGCGGCUUUAAGUUCUUCCAAUGGGGCCCACUCGGUUCAGGUUGUUAGUGUCUAUUCAUGGAGGGUUAGUUUGAAGAAGGUUUCAAAUGGGUUGCAUUCUCUACCUGCGGAUCCUCAUAGUAAUAAUAAUAAUAAUAAGUUUGAGGAUGAGCAUAAGAAGUCGGUGUGUCCCUUGACGGUUCUAGCUUGGGUUAUUUUUGGAACUGGGUGUGUUGCAUUGGUGACAUUUGUGGUGCUUUUUAUGUGGGUGAUUUUCUUCCAAAAGGGUGAAGAGGAGUCUCUUGUGAAAAUACCUGAUCACCCUUCUUCGGAUGUCAGGUAUGAGAGAAUUGAUGUGGCUGUUGACAAAAAUGCGCAUGAUGAUCAGAGUUAGAGCGUAGGUGGUGAUCGAUCGAUGAUCAAUGUUGUUUGAAAUGUAACUUUUGUUGUUAAUUGUGUAUUUAUGUGAUGUGGAGGAUAGAUUUGUGUGUGUAUAUAUAUAUAUAUAUAUAUAUAUACACUUUUGUAGGAGAUUGUGAUAUGAUACUGUAAAAUUUAUUUGUAAUGGAUUGUGUAAAAUAUAUGUGCACAGGCACGCCCUGCUUGGGAAACCACUUUGGUUUUAAUUUUGUUGUAACAUUUGAUUAUUCUUGGCAGCAUAUAAAAAGGCCAUGCUUGCAGUUGCAGCUGUGAUAUACUA